AUGUCUGGGAUGAUGCUUAUGUUGCUGCUAUGCCUCUCAGUUGGGACAAUUUCGGUUGUCCAUUGUGGGAACCCUUACCUUUUUUUCACAUGGAAUGUCACCUAUGGAACCCUCUCUCCUCUGGGAGUUCCCCAGCAAGUCAUUCUCAUAAAUGGCCAAUUUCCUGGACCCAACAUCAACUCCACCACCAACAACAACAUCGUGCUCAACGUCUUCAACAACCUUGACGAGCCAUUCCUUGUGACAUGGCACGGUCUCCAACAGAGGAAAAAUUCAUGGCAAGAUGGAACCCUUGGAACCAUGUGCCCCAUUCCCCCUGGUACGAACUACACCUACCAAUUCCAAGUGAAAGACCAGAUCGGGAGCUACAUGUACUAUCCCGCAACUGCCAUGCAUAAGGCAGCCGGUGCCUUCGGUGGCCUCCGAGUGAACAGUCGCCUGCUCAUUCCAGUGCCUUAUGCCGAUCCAGAGGAUGAGUACACUGUCCUCAUCGGUGAUUGGUACACCAAAAGCCACACCCAACUAAAGAAAUUAUUGGACAGCGGUCGUUCCAUGGCCAGGCCAGACGGGGUCCUCAUCAACGGCAAAUCUUCAAAGGGAGAUGGGAAAGACGAGCCCCUCUUCGUCAUGAAGCCCGGCAAGACCUACAAGUACAGGAUCUGCAAUGUGGGGAUCAAGAACACCCUCAACUUCAGGAUCCAAGGACACUCCAUGAAGCUUGUUGAAUUGGAGGGCUCCCACACCGUCCAAAACACCUACGACUCCAUGGAUGUGCAUCUCGGGCAAUGUUUCUCCGUGCUCGUGACUGCCGACAAGGACCCCAAGGACUACUACAUGGUGGCUUCCACCCGAUUCACUAAGAGUGUGCUCACCGGCAAAGGCAUCAUCCGCUACGAAAAUGGAAAGGGCCCUGCUUCGCCUGAACUCCCCAAGGCCCCCGUAGGAUGGGCAUGGUCUCUUAACCAGUUCCGCUCCUUCCGCUGGAACCUCACUGCCAGUGCUGCCAGGCCUAACCCUCAGGGCUCCUACCACUAUGGUAAGAUUAACAUCUCCCGCACCAUCAAGCUCGUCAACUCCGCUAGCAAGGUGGACGGCAAGCUUCGCUAUGCCAUCAACGGAAUCUCCCACGUGGACACUGAAACUCCCCUCAAGCUGGCUGACUACUUUAAAGUUUACGACAAAGUCUUCAAGUUCGAUACCAUGAAGGAUACUCCCCCAGCCACAGCGGCAGACAAGAUCACCAUGGAACCCAACGUUGUUAACAUAACCAUAAGAGAUUUCGUUGAGAUCAUCUUUGAGAACCCGGAGAAGAGCCUUCAGACAUGGCAUUUGGAUGGAUACUCCUUUUUUUCCGUCGCCUCGGAGCCCGGCACGUGGACCCCAGAAAAGAGAAGCAACUACAAUCUCCUUGACGCUGUGAGCAGGUACACUGUCCAAGUGUUCCCCAAAUCCUGGGCUGCCAUCAUGUUGACAUUCGACAACGCCGGAAUGUGGAACGUAAGGUCUGAACAACCGGAGAGGCGCUACCUAGGACAACAAUUUUACGUGGGCGUUGAAAAUAUUGCACGCUCCCUCAGAAACGAGUACAACAUGCCAGACAAUGCCCUUGUCUGUGGCAUUGUUAAGGACAUGCCCAAGCCCGCACCAUUCAGCAUGUAA
Messenger RNA from Prunus armeniaca (apricot), 1659 nucleotides. Lineage: Eukaryota; Viridiplantae; Streptophyta; Magnoliopsida; Rosales; Rosaceae. The record is from the annotation of a GenBank genome assembly.